Messenger RNA from Fonsecaea pedrosoi CBS 271.37, 264 nucleotides. RefSeq lists its product as uncharacterized. NCBI's taxonomy places the organism in Eukaryota, Fungi, Ascomycota, Eurotiomycetes, Chaetothyriales, Herpotrichiellaceae. Bases 1 to 264 code for a protein of 87 amino acids. The transcript has a single exon. The record is from RefSeq and is a predicted model, not a curated record.
AUGUCAGGCGAGUACUCGAGGCAAAAUACAUCAUCGCAGAUCAGCAGACAACAUAAUCCUCCGCCCGAGAACAAUGCACAAGCUAGAAUUGACGACGACAGUGGUAUUCUACCGAGCAACCAAUGCAGGGAGACUUCAGUUGCCGAAGCCGAGAAUCUGGACUGGCUCUCUGGAGGUUCAAUUCUUGAAAACUGGACCCUGCUCGAGCUGGGGAACUCGUCGCCAUACGAUAUGUCUAUGUUCAGUGGGGUAGGAGAAAUAUAG